Messenger RNA from Plodia interpunctella (Indianmeal moth), 1514 nucleotides. It is a transcript of the gene pths, whose product is annotated as porthos. The transcript has 8 exons. Gene Ontology annotation, molecular function: RNA helicase activity; ATP binding; nucleic acid binding. The record is from RefSeq and is a predicted model, not a curated record. The coding region runs from base 91 to 1500 and encodes 469 amino acids. Lineage: Eukaryota; Metazoa; Arthropoda; Insecta; Lepidoptera; Pyralidae.
CAUUUUUUUAUUUAAAACUGUCACUGCAUUGUUAUGGCUCGCACAUGUUGAAAAAUUAAAAUUUGUUUCCAUUCUCAAUAAAACACUAAAAUGACUGCUGAUGACGACCAUCAAAGUUCAGAUGAGGAGCAGAUAGAAGAGGCCGCGGAGAACGAAAAAGAAACCGAGAAAACCAACGAAGAUUCAGUGACUUUCAAAGACUUGGGUGUUGUGGACGUAUUAUGCGAAGCGUGUCAAGAGUUAAAAUGGAAGAAUCCGUCAAAAAUACAAAAAGAAGCCAUUCCAGUGGCCCUGCAAGGCAAAGAUAUAAUUGGUUUGGCGGAGACAGGCUCGGGUAAAACAGGAGCCUUUGCGUUGCCAAUACUGCAGGCACUGCUGGAGAACCCACAGAGAUACUUUGCUCUCAUUCUCACACCUACCAGAGAGUUGGCAUUCCAGAUAUCUGAACAGUUUGAGGCGCUUGGAGCCAGCAUCGGUGUAAAAUGUGCAGUAAUAGUCGGAGGCAUGGACAUGGUUGCCCAGGCUCUGCUGCUGUCAAAGAAACCCCACAUCAUCAUCGCCACGCCUGGAAGGCUGGUUGACCAUCUUGAAAACACAAAGGGAUUCAAUCUCAAAGCAUUGAAGUACCUUGUGAUGGAUGAAGCAGAUCGCAUCCUCAACAUGGACUUCGAGGUGGAAGUGGACAAAAUCCUCCGAGUGAUUCCCCGGGAGCGUCGGACGUACCUCUUCUCAGCGACCAUGACAAAGAAAGUGCAGAAGCUGCAACGGGCAUCACUGCAGGAUCCUGUCAAAGUUGAGGUGUCUACCAAGUACCAGACGGUUGACAAGCUUCAACAGUACUAUGUAUUCAUACCUGUUAAAUAUAAGGACGUGUAUCUGGUGCACAUACUGAACGAAAUGGCGGGAAACUCGUUCAUAGUGUUCGUGGCGACGUGCGCGAACGCGUUGCGCUGCGCGUUGCUGCUGCGCAACCUGGGGCUGGCCGCGGUGCCGCUGCACGGACAGAUGUCGCAGAACAAACGACUGGCCGCCUUGAACAAGUUCAAAAAUAAGAGCAGAUCUAUACUCAUCUGUACUGAUGUCGCGUCCAGGGGCCUGGACAUCCCGCACGUGGACGUGGUCAUCAACCUGGACAUCCCGCUGCACAGCAAGGACUACAUCCACAGGGUCGGCCGCACCGCUCGCGCCGGCCGCGCGGGGAAAGCUAUCACGUUUGUGUCGCAGUACGACGUGGAGCUAUAUCAACGCAUAGAGCAGUUGAUCGGAAAACAGCUGCCUCUUUACGCGUGUGAAGAGAGUGAGGUUAUGGUGCUGCAAGAAAGAGUCGCAGAGGCGCAGCGACUGACCAACAUUGAAAUGAAAGAGCUGUCAGACAAGAAAUCCACGAAAGGCAAGAAGCGCGGCGCGGAGUCUGACGACGACACGGAGGAGGCGGCGGGAGUGCGGCGCCGCAUCAAGGGCAAGCCCAACAGGCACGCGGCUAAGCGGAAACGGAAAUAAACUUGUUACUUGAA